UAAUUCGUCACAUCUUUUAUUUUUCGUUCCCGCAAAAGUGCCACGGCUUGGUCCAGAGCAAAAUAUUCCGCAGAGAGCAGUGCUACCUUGUUAUUCGUGAUUGGCUCUCCAGCCAAAUUAGAUUACCUUGCUCCGUAUGCAGUGCUUCGCAUAACUACGACAUCACUCUGCGAGCAUAUUUCGGUGAUUACAGUGUAAUUGCGUGAAGAAUCAUGAUUCUGCCCCUUCUUCCCUUCUGAAGAGUAAAAGUGGCUGUAGUCUGACAUCCUAUGAUUGUCUUUUGACUGAUCGCGACCAAGUUGGCUUACCACACAAGGGCAUCUUCCGUUUCCGUCUCGACGAUUGUUAUUAUUGCGCCCACGCUCGAUGUCCGCCAUGACCAUCGUUCCGCGGUAUGGGUUAUCUGUGUGCUAUUAUUAUGAUGAAAUUACUUAAAGCAAGGACUCAAUUGCAAGUGCUUCUCAAUUUCACAUGGACGUAAAAUGUCGCAAAAAUCAGUUUUACCAUAUAUCGGCUUUUCGCAGCCUUUUGCACCUUUUCAAGCAUUUUC
This is a messenger RNA of Serpula lacrymans var. lacrymans S7.9, 550 nucleotides long. RefSeq lists its product as uncharacterized. Lineage: Eukaryota; Fungi; Basidiomycota; Agaricomycetes; Boletales; Serpulaceae. The transcript is spliced from 4 exons. The record is from RefSeq and is a predicted model, not a curated record. The annotation marks the transcript as partial.